This is a messenger RNA of Pseudonaja textilis, 1458 nucleotides long. The record is from RefSeq and is a predicted model, not a curated record. Lineage: Eukaryota; Metazoa; Chordata; Lepidosauria; Squamata; Elapidae.
AUGGGUGGCAGGGGAGAAGCUGAGGGGAAAUGGGGAAUGAGUUUGCAACAGAAGGAAGAGCAGAUAAGAGGUAAAAAUCUUGCCCGGCAGACGGGGCUGACGGGAAAAAGUCGAAGGUUCUUGAAAUCGAAAGUGGAAGCGAACUUCGAGAAGCGAGCCCCACGGAUUUUGCAGGAAGAAGGCUGUGAAGCAUCUUGUGAUCCACAGGAGUCCUUCAUCCAUUUGGCUAGUGACAGCUUUGUUGCAAGUGGAUCUUGGAAGAUGACAAAGGUCCAAAUCAUAAAUAAGAUUAAGAAGUGCCAGGAUAUAUGGAAAGCUUUUGAAGGAGAUUGCUUAUCCUUGAAGGCAAACAUAAUGGCAAGUGAGCAGGACUUGAUCAAAUUCCAAGAAGAGUAUGAGCUUCUCAGUCAAAAUCUUCUCAAAGCUGAAAAUGAAGCCCAGGCCCAGGAAGCCACAUUCCAGGAAAUGCUUCAGUUGGAAAAGAAGGAUUCAAACCAGCUAAUGCAAGAAAAACAGGCAUUGGAAAAUGAAUUGAAUUAUCUGGAGCAGCUCAGUGCAGCCCAGAAGAAAAUUCUUAAGGCGCCAGCUGCUCUUCCUGACAGAGAAAUGGUGUUUAAAGGUCAUGUGGAAGAGGGAGAGAUGGAGAAUUUGCCGGAAAUGCUGACUUUCUUGCCCCAGAUCCGAUACCCUGUAUUUGGGGGAUCAGCUCUCAUCACUUUUGAGGAUCCUGAAGUUGCCAGGAGGAUCAUCCAAAUAAGACAGCAUUGUAUUCAGCUAGAUGAAUGGAGCUACAUGCAUGUGAAGGCUGAAGCUAUGACAUUGUUGCUGCCCUCAUUCUUAAAGAUGUCCCUGAAGCAGAGUUCCCAGCAAGUGCUGUUAUCUGGGUUGUCUGCUUUCUCUUUACCCAAGGAACAGCUCUAUGACAAGCUAGUCCUAUUUUUCAGCAAACGGAAGAAUGACGGGGGUGAGGUGGAUCGUCUGGAACAGCUCCCAAACUCGGAUGAUGUAGUGCUGACUUUUGUAGAUGAUGGAGUAGCUCAACGGAUUGUUGAAAAGGGACUGUUCCAGAUACUGCUUGGAAAGGAGAUGCAUCAGGUCAAGGCUUCACAUUGCUUACAUGGGGAAAUUGCAGAUUUACAGCUCCAUCCUUCCGUCUGCGCUCGUACCGUCCUGCUGACAGAAAUUCCAGAUGUCUUAGGGAGGGAACUGAUGUGUGAAGCCCUGGAGAUCCAUUUCCAGAAACAAAGCAAGGGUGGAGGAGAGGUGGAAUCUGCUGUGUACAUUCCAGCUGGACAUUAUGCAAUAGCUAUUUUUGAGGAGGAGGACUGAUUCUGAAUGCCAAAGCUAGAACAAAUGACAUUUCAUUUGUGAUACAACUGAAAAGAAGCACAAGAAACAUACUAAUAUUUCAGGGAAAAGGGGAUGAAGCUUUUUGAUUGCUUGAAUUGGGGGUUAAUG